AUGUGUACUCCGCAUGCAAUUCUGUCUUCAAUUACAAGGAAAAUCACUAAUGUAGUGAUUGAAUCGGUGGUGCGUCAUGUCAGUUUUCUUCUUUUCUACAAGAAGAACCUGAAGGCCUUGGACACUGAAAUGAAGAUCCUACAAAAUCAUAGAGGAAAAAAUAAAGGAAAAGUUGAUGAAGCCCUAACCCGUGGUGAAGAUGUUAAUGAUGACGUUUCAAACUGGCUAAACCAGGUGGACGGGGUGACACAAGCAGUUGAGGAAUUUAUGGAUGAGAAAACUACAAAGGAAAACAUGCAGUGUAAGUGCUUUAAACUCUCAUGCCCUAAUUUCAUUUGGCGCUACCGACUGAGCAAGCAAGCCCAAAAGAAGAUUCAUGAUGCCAAAAAACUAAGAGAAGACGGAAGUUUUGAGAGAGUUGCACGCGCAAAGCCACCUCCUUCGGAACUUCAAUUCCCGUCUAGUUCGGAUUAUGUGAGCUUGGAUUCAAGAGCAUUGGUUUUGAAGAGAAUCAUGGAUGCAUUAAAACAUUCCACAGUUAACAUUGUUGGGAUAUAUGGAACAGGAGGGGUUGGCAAGACGACGAUGGUUGAAGAGGUCGGCAAACAAAUGAAAGAACACCGGGUUUUUGACGAAGUGGUGAUGGUAGCUGUCUCUCAAGAUGCAAACGUGUUCAAAAUUCAAGGGCGUCUCGCUGACCGUUUGAAUCUAAAACUGGAUAUGGAAACCGAAGUGGGAAGAGCCGCUCAACUCUGGAAUAGAUUGAACAAUGGAAAGAAAAAUCUCUUAAUAUUGGAUGAUAUAUGGAAAGAACUGAACUUUAAGGAAAUAGGUAUUCCUAUCACGGAUGGAAACAAAGGCUGCAAAGUUGUGCUAACAUCUCGAAUCCGAAGUGUGUGGAAACAUAUGAAAGUUGAUAGAGACUUUUCAAUCCAAGUGUUAUCAGACGUAGAAGCAUUGGCCCUAUUCAGGAAGGUGGUGGGAAAUUCUAUUGAUUCUCCUCAUCUACAUUUACUAGCAAAGAGGGUGUGUAAAGAGUGUCAAGGCUUGCCGGUUGUUAUACUUGCAGUUGGAGCAGCAUUGAAAAACAAGGAGAAAUAUGCCUGGGAAGAUGCACUUGAUCAAUUGAGAAAUAGCAUGCUAAAAAAUGUUGAGGGAAUUGACCCAAAAAUGUAUGCCUCGUUAAAGUUGAGCUACGAUUGUCUAGAAUCCAAAGAUGCAAAAUCCUGCUUCUUGCUCUGUUGUCUGUUUCCUGAAGACAACGAGAUUUCAAUUGAUGACUUGGUCAAACAUUGCGUGGCGAGGAGGUUGCUGGAUCAAAACCCGGAUACACUAGAAAAAGCAAGAUACAGAGUACUUACAGUGGUCGAAACCCUCAAAACUAGCUGUUUGCUGUUAGACGCCACUGAUGAAAAUGUCGUCAAAAUGCAUGAUGUCAUUCGAGAUGUUGCCAUUUCAAUUGCGAAAGAGCAGGAAGCAUUUCUUGUAAAACAUGGCGUCCAAGAAUGGCUGGAGAAAGGUACAUAUGAAUCUUACUCAGCAAUCUCAUUAGUGUCCGAAACCAUUCAUGAUGUUCCUAAUGAGUUAGGAUGUCCACAACUCCACACCUUAUUGUUGGAGUAUAACAAUUCCUUGCUUAAAGUUGCAGACAUGUUUUUUAGUGGGAUGGAUAGACUUGCAGUUUUAGAUGUGAGUGGAAUAAGUAUGGCUCCACUAACAUCAUCACUUGCAAAUUUGGUUAACCUUCGAAUGUUACGUCUAAAUAAAUGCAAGUUGGAAGACAUAGCUAUACUCAAGGAACUAAAGAAUACCCUUGAAAUACUUAGCCUUCGGGGUUCUGAUAUCAUGAUGUUGCCACCAGAGGUCGGACAAUUGAUUCGUCUUCGAUUGUUAGAUUUGGGAAAUUGUGACCAACUCACAGUGAUUCCACAAGGUAUCAUAUCCAACUUAUCUUGCCUUGAAGAAUUAUACAUUUCAGAUAGCUUUGAUCAAUGGGAGGCAACAACAGUCAACAAGGAAAUAAGCAAUGUGAGCUUGGUUGAGCUAAAGUCAUUGACUCGAUUAACCACUCUACAUAUUCAUAUACCAAAUGUGAUGCUAUUGCCCAAGGACCUUAGAUUUGAGAACUUGAUCAGAUUUAAAAUAUCUGUGGGUGGUAGAUUUGGAAAGAAUGAAAAUUAUUCCUCAACAAGGAUCUUGAAACUUGAAGGAAUUUCCUUACCAGAUGAGCUAAUGGUCUUGUUUGACAAAGUUGAAGUGCUAUAUUUGAAAAAAAUAGAAGCAAAACAACAUCUUACAAGAUCAAUAGCAAACAACAUCAACCAAAUUGAUAGAGUGUGCGGAUGCAUGAUCAUCUUAUUGUAUUGGAUAAGUGAGCAUACAAAGAUCAUCAAACCAAAUGACAAGAAUGCAAUCCCAAGAUUUACAAAAUGGAACAUCACACAUCUGGGAGAACAAUUGGCAAAGUCAUCCUUGUAUGAUCUGAAACAUAUUGAGGAGAGCAAUUUGAAAGACACAAUUGAAGAACAGAACAUAUACAAGCUAUUGCAAUCACAAACAGAAGAUGAGCAUGAAGAUGAAGAAUAUAACUUUGAGGAACAAAAGCAGGCUGAAUUAUCUAAAAAGUAA
Molecule: messenger RNA, 2628 nt
Organism: Camellia sinensis
Lineage: Eukaryota; Viridiplantae; Streptophyta; Magnoliopsida; Ericales; Theaceae
Source: RefSeq, a predicted model, not a curated record